AUACCACUAAGAACCACCAAAUCAUAAAAACGCCUCCUUGAACCAACCCUCUCGUCGUGUUCCCAUUUUAACUUGUCUCUUUUCUUCACGUAAAAGCCAUAAAGGAAACAUCUUUGUCAUUCUCCCCCAAUAAUAAUCCUCUAUAAAGCCUCAAUUUUUUCUUGGGUCAAAGAUUUAGUUAACAUCGACGUGUACUCCGACAUCAUUAAAAUCGACGUUUGGUGGGUUUCUUCUCAUUCCUUGGUUUCGUCGCCAUAGCCUUUUCGAAUUAGAACAGGAAUUUCUUGAAAUGGCUACUACGACGACUAUGUCUCAUCAAGCGAUCGGGUCUAUUGUCUCUCAUAGACCAUUUAAAGCUUCUCAGUUUCUGAAGGAGCCUUUGAAUGUUCCAAUGAAAUUCAGACCAAAAAGAUUCAAGAUUGAAGCAACUGCGUCUCAGAUUUCUGUCGUUGACAACACUUUCUUGUCUCCUACCAAGAACAGACCUCAAGUAUCCAAAAAGAAAUCAAAUGAAGCAGCUUUGAUAUUGAUUAGGCAUGGAGAGUCGUUAUGGAAUGAGAAGAAUUUGUUUACGGGUUGUGUUGAUGUGCCAUUGACUCAGAAAGGUGUGGGAGAAGCUAUUGAAGCUGGGAAGAAGAUUAGUAACAUACCUGUAGAUUUGAUCUUCACAUCAUCUUUAAUCCGUGCUCAGAUGACCGCAAUGCUUGCCAUGACUCAGCAUCGUCGCAAGAAGGUUCCAAUCAUCUUGCACAAUGAGAGUGUAAAGGCGAAAACUUGGAGUCAUGUGUUCAGUGAAGAAACUAGAAAACAAUCUAUCCCGGUUAUAGCGGCUUGGCAGCUGAAUGAGAGAAUGUAUGGAGAAUUGCAGGGUUUGAACAAGAAAGAAACAGCCGAAAGAUAUGGGACACAACAAGUUCACGAAUGGCGUAGGAGUUACGAAAUUCCUCCCCCGAAAGGCGAGAGCUUGGAGAUGUGCGCUGAGAGAGCAGUGGCUUAUUUUGAAGACAAUAUCAAACCAGAGCUUGCAUCUGGAAACAAUGUAAUGAUUGCUGCUCACGGGAACUCAUUGCGAUCUAUCAUUAUGUAUCUGGACGAUUUAACUUCUCAGGAGGUUACAACUCUAGACUUAUCCACGGGUGUACCAUUGCUCUACAUCUUCAAAGAAGGCAAGUUCAUGAAACGAGGCAGCCCGGUCGGUCCUACUGAAGCUGGUGUCUAUGCUUAUACAAAGAGAUUGGCACAAUACAGAGAGAAGCUUGAUGCGGCGAGUCAGGCGACCCUUGACUAAUAAUGUCUUUCGGAAAUAAACCAGAAAAAUCAGUUACUUUUUUUUUGUUAUUUUUUUUUGUUUUUCGCUUAGCUCUUAUGUAGUGACAUAACAAUCAAGAACAGUUUAAAUAUGUAUUAGAUACACAAAUCACAUUCUUUCAUGUUA
Molecule: messenger RNA, 1435 nt
Organism: Arabidopsis lyrata subsp. lyrata
Lineage: Eukaryota; Viridiplantae; Streptophyta; Magnoliopsida; Brassicales; Brassicaceae
Product: 2,3-bisphosphoglycerate-dependent phosphoglycerate mutase
Exons: 8
Coding region: 290-1288 (332 amino acids)
Biological process (GO): glycolytic process
Molecular function (GO): intramolecular phosphotransferase activity
Source: RefSeq, a predicted model, not a curated record